UUCAUGUCCCAAACAGCCGCCACUGUGCUAUGUCUUCGUCUUCCCCCUUGAGCACCGAAAACCUUUCAGUGCGCACCUCACUGCAGUUUCGGAGCACUCUCUGUCGCUCUCUCCCCUGCGCGCCGCGCAUAGAUACUCGGAUUGGACAACUGGGUACUUCCCAAGUUCCCAACUUCAAUCGUGGCAUGUCCUGUUUCGUUUUCAAGCUUGUCGUGUCAUCCCAUCACUCGGUGCGUGUGCUUUCGCUCCCUUUUCCGAAUCUAUGAGGCAUGCUGAUUCAGUGGUGUGGGAAAGCUCCGUCUUUGUCGAAGAUUUCGGAAGAAAGCAGCUUCGUUUUGAUCGCUCGGCGACUUUGAGCUAUUCAUGGGUGUAUGUUUACAUAGGAAUGCACGUUUUACCGGUAUCUACUUGCUUCGUCAUUCCGCAGUUCUACGAAAGCAACCACCUUUUAGAUUGCGUUAUGCGGUCUCUUCGGCCGCGCUGGUCGAGGACCAUGUGUUUGAUGAAAUUCCAGAGGUUGAGACUUGGAGACGUGCCGUGACGUGUAGGCACGAAGGUGGAAGCCACGUGUUUGAGGAAAUUCCAGAGGCCGAGACUUGGAAAUCUGCGGUGAUGUAUAGGCGCGAAGACAGAAGCCAUGUGUUUGAUGAAAUUCCAGAGGUUGAGACUUGGGAACCUGCCGUGACGUAUAGGCACGAUGAGAGAAGUAAGUACAGGUUGUUCUCUUUAGUCGGUAGAAUGCUAAAGUCUUUGAAUUGGGAGGUCGCCUGGAGAAUUAGAUUCCAGAGAAUUGUAAACGAACACGGGUUCAAAGAUUCCAUUGUCGUCCUUAGGACGAUGGUUCAUGUUUUUGCGGUCGCGGGCAUGCGGCUUGAAGUUUACGCCUUGCUAAGAGAUAUGGUUUGCUAUUUCAAGGAGUCGAAUGUGGAUAUGUUAGGAUUGACCGACUUUCUGCUUGAUAGGCCGGCUGAUGUGGUCGGAUUGGCUGUUAUUUAUAAUGCGCUGAUAAAGGUCUUCGCAGCCAAUUCGAUGCUUAAAAAUGCCGAAGAUCUGUUUUCAGAGGGUACGAAAUAUGGGCUCGAGCCUGAUGUCUACUCAAGCAACUUCCUGCUCAAAUGCUUAGUUGAAGCAGAUAGAGAGGUUUUUGCUAAAAAAUUAUUUGACAUCAUGAAAAAGCGUGGGCCAGCACCUAAUGCAAGGACCUACACAAUUAUGCUGAACUCUCUUUGUAAACUAAAUCUCAGUGAUGAUGUAUUCCUCAGCCACGCUUCAGCAAUCCUGGAAGAAAUGGAGAAAAGUGGGAUAAGCCGCACCGUUGUAACAUAUGGUACAUUCAUACGUGGACUUUGUAAAGUUGGUGCCAUUGGGGUCGCUUUGGAUUUGUUACGGACAUUACAGAAGGUUGACCUACCUUUAAAUGAUUAUUGUUUUAAUGCUGUUAUUCAUGGUUUUUGCCAUAAAGGCCAGUUGUCAGAGGCACUGGAAGUACUGGAGGAGAUGCGGAACUAUGGUGUAUUUCCAGAUGUCUAUAGCUAUGGCAUUUUAAUUGAUGGGUUCAGCAAGAAGGGGGAUGUUGAGAAAAGUCUAAGUCUGUUUCACGAGAUGGAAGUUUCCAACAUUAAACCUACAAUAGUUAGCUAUAGCUCGCUUUGUCAUGGUCUAUGUAAGGCAGGUUUGAUGGAAUUGUCACAUGGUUUUUUCCGAGAUAUUGGGUAUCGUGGCUAUGAGUAUGACAGUAUUGCUUAUGACAUCUUAAUCGAUGGUUUCGUAAAUCAGGGUCAUGUCGGUUCUGCCAACAGACUUUUUCAAGAGAUGAUUAAUCAUAAUGUUCAUCCCUGUGCUUCCACCUUUACAAAUAUUAUUCGCGGAUUUUGCCAAUAUUGCAGAGAAGGAAAUUCUGAAGAAGCUUUGAAACUGGAUCAGGACAUAUUUCGCACCUCUUAUAUGUAUACUACAGCUAUAAACAGACUCUGCAAGGAGGGAAAACCAGAAAAGGCAUGGGAGCUCCUCGCUCCAAUGCUUAAGAAAAAUAUUUUCCCAGAUGUUGUUAUGUGUAGUAUUCUUAUGGACGGUUUUGCAAAGAACUCAAAGUUGAAUGAAGCUCGAAAGUUGUAUGGGAAAAUGCUAAAAGCUGGGAUCAUGCCUGACGUGGUCACGAAUACCAUUCUUAUUACCAUUUUGUUUCGUGAGGGACAUGUGGAUGAAGCUUAUAUUUUGUUCAUGGAGAUGAUAAAAAAGGGUUUGCGUCCCGAUGCUAUAUGCUACACAUCUAUCAUAGCUGGCUUCUGUAGACUUGGGGAAAUUAAGAUAGCUUGGGUAUUAUUCAAGCAAAUGUUAAAAAAAGAAGUUCUUCCUAGCGUUUUUACUUUUACCUGUCUGAUUGAUGGAUUCUUCAAGCAAGGACGCGUGGACUUGGCUGAGCGGUUGUUUCAAGAGAUGAAAGAUCAAAGAGUUGAUCCUGAUGUGGCAACAUACAAUGUCCUUGUAGCUGCCUAUCACAGAACUGGCAAUAUCAAGAAAAAGGAAGAGAUGCUUCUUGAAAUGCAGAAGAAUGGGUUAGAAACCGUGGAGUGGAUGAGAGAGUAAUUUGAUAAGCCCUAGAAGGUGAGUCAUUCAUACUCAUAUUCAGUUAUUAUUUUUCUAGUGUCUUCAAUUUCUGUAUAGUUCGUGACUUUUUCAAAAUUAGUGGCAUUUGAAAAGGGCGUCUUGAUGAGAAUCAAUCAACUUGGAGUCGAAUGUAUUUAGGAUAUGCAUCGAAAGCCUUGGUCUCGAUGCUCUAAAUCUUUGUUGAUUUCAUGCUGUAAAUGUUAAUGCCGUAGGACAGCCGAUGUUGAUAUUACCGAAGUCUUACUGGUUUAUUGAGGCUGCUUCACGACAUCUGUAAGAACAUGUUUGUGUAUGCAUGUUGUGGAGUGGCCAUCAAGUUCACUUACAUGGGGUCUACGGGAGUGUGCAUGUGUGUAUGCAUGGGCUGUAUGGAUCCACCGAGACGCACCUUUUGCAUGAAAGAAAUUUAUGCGAGAUAAUAAAUCUACACGAACAUUCUAUAGUAUUACAUAUUUGGCAAAGCAAGGUGAGACUGCUAUGUAACGAACAUGUCGAACACAUAUUUGCCAGUUACUAAAAAAGUCCAUGUUUACCAGUUAUUGGGGGACUGAAAGAAUCAGAAUAGUCUGUUGACCAGAAACUUACCAGGCGAGGCUCAGAGCUGGUGGUUCUCUUCAACUCUCCAGUUUUAACGUGGCCAAUAAAAUAAAGGAAAAAGCUAGAAAGUCCUUGUUGAAGCACCUGAACAUGUCCAGCUGUCCCAAUCAUUUCUUGGGAGCUUAGUUUCCAUGUAGACAGGUGUCAUUGCCCAAAAGAAUGAUCCAUCGGAGAGCUUGGUUUAGAAGUUCAUUAUGUUCAACGCUGAUACCUCCAAUACUGCAGGUACGGAAGAGGAAGAGGAACCAUCUAGCAUCCUUUUGGAGCUGCUUGAUUUAGCGAGGGAUGCCGAUACCAUAUGGAAGGCUCACGACAGACAUCUCAAGCUCUUCUUUAAACAGUAGGAUUGCUUCAGAGUUAAAAAAGCGUCAUGUGGCGGUGUUCUUUUCUAGUUUCAGACAGUCUAAGAUAAUCAAAUGGGAUGCUUCUGCUCCUUCACCGGUCCAAUCGUCAUGCAUAUCCAGUGUUCCGAACCUGCUGUGGACAGCUGGCUAUGGUUUUCCAACAGCCAUAAACCCAAGCACUGGUGCCGCAGGGGAAUCCUGGCUUCACCCGUCAGACGGUAAUUGUUUGUACACGGAUACAUGAACAGAGCAACAUGUGUUGGCACAUUCUUUAGGCGUAUGGUCUUUCAUUAGGGCCUCGUUGUUGUUAGUUUCUUAGGGCCUCGUCAAGAGUCAUGGACUUGUCUGACCUUGUGAUUAUCGAUGUGGUUGGGCGAGGGGGAUUGCAAUACCCGAUAGGCAUUCGUCGGUUGCCAACUGCCGACCCCAACAACAGUACGUGAUAUAUGCUUUGUCAAAUACAAAUACGCAUACAAGAUAAAUGUAUAUGCAUUUACAAACACACCGCCAAACUCGUACCAGUGUGAUUAUAUUGGUAUUUACUCC
Messenger RNA from Syzygium oleosum, 4094 nucleotides. RefSeq names its product pentatricopeptide repeat-containing protein At1g63130, mitochondrial-like. The transcript is spliced from 5 exons. Gene Ontology annotation, molecular function: protein binding. The record is from RefSeq and is a predicted model, not a curated record. Lineage: Eukaryota; Viridiplantae; Streptophyta; Magnoliopsida; Myrtales; Myrtaceae. Bases 364 to 2586 code for a protein of 740 amino acids.